AUGGAUAAGAGGAAGAAAGGCUCUUCUACGGAACUGAGGCUUAUGGUGGUUGGUAGCAGUGGACCUUCUCAGUUCCUACUAACCAACACCAUACUUGGGAGAGAGGAGUUUUCUAAGGAUAUCUCCUGCAUUUCUGGCAGCAGGAAGAAUACUGGAGAGCUGGCUGGUCGACGAGUGGCUGUGGUCAAUGGACCAAACAUCUAUGACAAGGAUAUGUCUCGAGCCAAGACGAGGAUGGAGCUAAGAAGGUCUAAGUGCUUAUGUAUCCCUGGUCCCCAUGCCUUUCUUGUUGCCUUUGACAUGGAGAAAAUAUCCCCGAAUGACAUAAAUACACACAGACUGAUGAAGAAACGCUUUGGAAGGCACUGUCUGAAGCACUGCAUGGUCCUCCUGGCCUAUGAAGGAAAUCUGGAGGAAGCUGCCUUGGAAAACAAAGUGCAGAAGACUGACUGGCACCUGAGAGAACUUAUCGAGAAGUAUGGUGGACGCUUUCACAUUUUCAGCAAGAACUGUAGAGAUCGCAGCCGGGACAGAGAGCUGCUGCAGAAGUUAGAGUUGAUGGUGGCCUCAUUAGGGGGUGGCUACUUCUCUAGCAGAACUUUCCAGAAGGCAGAGGACUAUGUGAAGAAGGAGGAAAAGAGGCUCAGGAAGAAGAGAACAGCAGAGAUAGAGAGGGCCUGGACUGACAUGGAGAAACGGUACGUAGCGGACGAGUUGUAUCACCAGAGGGAUGCCUACACCACCAAUGUUGGCGUUGAGAUCAGAGCCAAGGCGGAGAUGGACAAUGGAUGGCUCAGGACUUCCCUGGCCAGAGGGCUGGGGACAGGUGUGGUUGUGGGAGCUAUCAUGGGAGCACUGGUUGGGUCCAUAGAGGGGCCAGGAGGGAUGGUUCUUUAUGGGAUCAUUGGUGGUGCGGUUGGAGGAUCAGGUGGAGGAACAGCCCAGGUCGCUAUAAAGCAUAUAGAGGACAGAGUGGUUCCAACUGCUAGACUCAACUUUAACUCAAUUUUUAUCAAUCGCUUCUUUGCAGCUCCUCGACCAUGA
This is a messenger RNA of Seriola dumerili (greater amberjack), 1044 nucleotides long. RefSeq names its product GTPase IMAP family member 1-like. The coding region runs from base 1 to 1044 and encodes 347 amino acids. Gene Ontology annotation, molecular function: GTP binding. The transcript is spliced from 2 exons. Lineage: Eukaryota; Metazoa; Chordata; Actinopteri; Carangiformes; Carangidae. The record is from RefSeq and is a predicted model, not a curated record.